Cucurbitaria berberidis CBS 394.84 is the source of this 3006-nucleotide messenger RNA. RefSeq lists its product as uncharacterized. Gene Ontology annotation, cellular component: mitotic spindle pole body; SIN/MEN two-component GAP complex. The record is from RefSeq and is a predicted model, not a curated record. The transcript has 2 exons. NCBI's taxonomy places the organism in Eukaryota, Fungi, Ascomycota, Dothideomycetes, Pleosporales, Cucurbitariaceae. The coding region runs from base 17 to 2704 and encodes 895 amino acids. Gene Ontology annotation, molecular function: GTPase activator activity. Gene Ontology annotation, biological process: mitotic spindle orientation checkpoint signaling; regulation of Ras protein signal transduction.
CAGACGGCGGCCCUGCAUGCGGCCCCAACCUCGCUCGUUUCUACACUUCACACACGAUCCUGCUUUUCACACGCCCACCAACGAUCGCGCGCCCACCAUGGCAGCGCCCAACCGCAGCUUUGCGCAGCGCAUGAGCUCGCUCACCUCCAACAGCACCAGAAUGGAGUCAUGGGAUGACGGCGACUUCGACGAUAGCGACGGCUUCCUGUUCAAAAACUCGACGAUGCAAUCUCUCUCUUCCAGAAUGAGCGUCCGCUCCGAGGCCGAGUCCAACGACGACUGGCAGGUCCUCAUCACGCCCAACGACGAGCCUUCCACGGCCAGAGCCAUCACGAGCGCCGCGAAACGAGCUGGGAUUCCCAUUCCCGCGUCCAUAGCCCCCAACGCCCUCCUGGGCGGCACAAUCAAGCGACUAGGCAAGAAAUCUUCCAGUCGCAAAAUUGAAGCAGAUGACGACUUCGGCAUCGACUUCGAGCUUCCCGGCGACGCGAGUGGUGUACUACAAUUGAAAGCGCCAACCCCACACACUCCGGACUUCGAUGACUGUGGCACGGAAGACUGGGGAGAAGGAAGCCUUGGAAUUCGAUUCGCUGGCACGCGCAAUGCCCGCGGCGGCGCCCGUAGUUCGUCCGCGUCUGCCAUGAGCCCGAGCCUGGGUAGCUGCAUGACCUUUGAGAGCGAAGACGAUGAUCUGAUGGGCCUUGUGCUGCCCAACGAGCCGCUCGAUUUUAAUUCACGCCUCGAGAAGCUCAAGAAGAGCGAGCAGCUACCAACACCAGAUGCCUCUCCCCUCCCGCCGCCGCAUCUACGUGAACUGCCGCCCACUUCUGCACCCAAGUCGUUCCUUAUCGACGAUGGUCCGUUGUCGCCUCCCGCCGCGAUAACACCCCCAUCACCACCUUUCGAGAGCCAGACAACGCCACCAAAGGCAAAGCCUGUAAACGACGAAGAAGACUUCAUGGAUGGUCUUGACUUUGGCGGCGAUGAAAUCUUUGAUAGCCGGAAGCUCACCCUGAACCGGAACGUAGUCGUGAAGAAGCCAGCCUUGAAGCCGACAGCACCUUCUGCUGCUCGCCCUUCCUCAACCAUAACAUUCACCGACAGGCCAACUAUCUCCCGGAUACCAAGGCCACUUCCCCCAAGCCGCACAAGGCUUACUCCCGUGUACGAGACCGGUGCAUCCACCCAGGGCCAGAGCAGGGUAAUGCCAACAACUACUAGUGCGCAACUCCUGCGUGCAAAGCGCUCGGCUCCUGUCCUCCGCAACACCAAUCUGAGCCAACCUUCGCGAAUGCCCUUCCUCCCUGCCGGCAACUCGACCGCUCAAUCGCAUCAUGUCAUGGCGAAGAACUCACAGCCGCAUCUUCGGCGCGACUCCGACCCCCGCCGACCGCAAUCACCCUCCAUGAGGCCUUACUCUCGUCUGUCUGGCGGCCAUCAAAACGAGACGCCCAGCCGCGCAGGGGUGAGACGUGAUCUGGCUCCCUCUGCCCUUGCACGUCACCCACCUCCGAAGAAGCUAACGCAGCCUCAGCGAAAGCGGAAUUUUGGCGACGGACACGAGUUGGACUUGUUCGACGAUUUGCCCACGUCAGCUACAAAAGAGAAACAAUUCGAAAAGGUCCCGCGCAAUGUAGCGAGCAACAAGACGUUGCGUCAGCAGCCCAGCAAUUCGCGCCUGCCCAUGCCGGAUCGAAUGACCACUCCACUGCCUCAAACACCACGAAGUCCACCCAGGAUGGACCACACGCCUCGGUUUGCGCGUGAUACUGCGGCUAGCAGAAACGCGCGUGAGCAGCGGUUGGCAGGUACGAGGUCACGACUAGAUGGCACAAUAGCACCUAGGCCCAUGAGUUGGGCUGCACAGGUCGUCGCUCGUAGUCCUCAUACUAGUCCAACUGCUCACCGAAAGAAACCCACAGGUCAAAAGCCACAGUUGAUUAGGCAAAUGACCCAGCCAUUUACACACAAUGAAAAAGGCAUGGUGUACAACCCAACCCUACAACGUUGGGAAGGAAAUGAAGAAGCUCUGGUCUCCUUCUCUCAUCCAAACACCUCCACCACGACACUCGCGUUGACUACAGCGAGUACCCCGACCUUUGCACCACCAGGCCAUCCGCUCAAUCGUGUACACGACCGCUCGCACUCCAUGUCGCACACAGCAUUAUCAUCAAUUCAUGCUGCACAAAAGAGCUUCUCGUCUCGCGCAGCCAAACUUGCUGCUGCGCCAACGCCAGCGCCAGCGCCAAUUCCUGUACCAUCACCUCCACGACCAGCAUUGAUCUCACAGAUCUCGGUACCGCGCGGCGUUCAAUACGAAGGACGAAUGGUAUUUGAUCCUGUCAAGAUGACUUGGCUAAAAGCGGCCCGUCCGUCGAACGACCCGCGAUCACCAUCAGAGGCGGAUGAGGAAGAAGACCCCUUCGCUGGCCUGGACGACCUGAAGGACAACGAGAGUGUUGUCGGCAACAACGCCACAGGGGGGGCUGGCACACCAAACCCUGACGAGCCAAGCUUUGUCGGCGAAGAGUUUGAUGUCGGCCCCGGCUUCAUUCGCAGACAACGUGAAGAGGAAGCUAUCUGGCGACGACGAGUUGAAGGCUGGGUUGGCGGCAUCCGCGACACCGGCGAGCAGAGGGGCGGCUGGAGAUGGGCGAUUCGCGACUUCGCCGCCAGCGCAUCGGCGGGUGCUUCGGUCUACUAAUGAUUUGUAUAUGCCACGCAUGCUAACGACGAUAUGAUUGCAUCACGCAUGACCGGACUAUGUUCCAAAAAGUAAUGAGGUGUCUGGGGCUGUCUUUAUGAUAUCCCGAGUGUUAUGUUGGGCGUGUUGGAUAGCCGCCUCACUCUUUACGACGCAUUAUGACUUACGACUCUACAUUAAAGAUGGGAGCUCCAUUGCACGGAUACACGAAUUUUAUGACCUUUUCUCAGAUAGUGUUUUAGAUCUAUCUUUAGCAUUGAAUACAGCUACUAAUAUCACUUUAUAUAUACAACGGAUUGUAG